Messenger RNA from Caenorhabditis briggsae, 2418 nucleotides. Gene Ontology annotation, biological process: positive regulation of phosphatidylinositol 3-kinase/protein kinase B signal transduction; TORC2 signaling. The transcript is spliced from 6 exons. NCBI's taxonomy places the organism in Eukaryota, Metazoa, Nematoda, Chromadorea, Rhabditida, Rhabditidae. Bases 1 to 2418 code for a protein of 805 amino acids. Gene Ontology annotation, cellular component: TORC2 complex. The record is from RefSeq and is a predicted model, not a curated record. Gene Ontology annotation, molecular function: protein serine/threonine kinase activator activity.
AUGCAGAAAAGAAAAGAAAGUGUUUUUGAUAGUGAAUCUGUAAAACUCUGGAUGGAGCAUUACGAAAAAUGUAGAUUUUUUGAGUUGCCGUGGAUACAAAGGUCCAGGAGGAAGAAUCGGUACGUGGACAUGAUGACACCAACUUCAAUCCUUGAGUACACCAAAGUCAUCAUCGCUUCUUUGGACUAUACCAAUGAAGGAUUGACACGUGUGAUUCUUCGAAAAGCUCUCACGUCUACAUCGGAAGCAUCCCGAAAAUGGACGACUCGAUAUAUGGCAGUCCUCGCUUCUUCUGAUCUUCCGAUGUUUUCCGAUUGGGGAAUCCAGUUGAUGUUAAGACAGUUAGCAGACGAAUCAUCCAAGGUGGUCAGACACACUCUGCGAAUUCUGAAUAGAUGGCUUCCCGAGCACCCGUCGAGAAAUUUGAGAAAAGUCGAAUGGUCGUUAUUUGGAGAAGCAGGAGAUCUUUUGAAGGCUCACAUCUUUGCGAUGGAAUCAGAAUGUGCAAAUGAUGAAAAUGAAGUUAGAGAUGUGACCAGAUUCUGGAUGAAGGAGUUUAACAAGACAUAUCUGAAUAUUAUUGAUGAGGCGAUGAAAGAAAUGAUGUUCCAUGUGAAGAGAAGUAUUGACGGAAGCUUCUCAAGAUCCAGUUCUGAUCGUCCAGACACUUCUCUUGGUGUUCAUGCUCCAUUGCAUCUUUUCGCAGCUCUCGGAGGUCACGAAACGGGAAGAAGAAUACUGAUAGAUGAAAAUGUGUGUGAAGAUUUAUUGGCAAUUAUCAAAAAUGGAAAAUGUUUCGAGGAAAUAAAAUCAAGUCUUCUGGCAAUUGCUAGUCUUGGGAGUACCGAUGGAGGAUUUGAGAUUCUUCCUCUUGACGCAGUGCCAACUGUUCUGAAAAUCGCUGAAGAGCAUGUUGUUCUAACAGUUCGUGGUAUCGCAUUCUGGGCGCUUGCUACAUUUUCCCAAUGUGUAGAAGGAGCGAAAAGGUUGGCAGCAUUCGGAUGGGAAUCGAAUCGAUUCAGAUAUGCAAUGGAUAUUGCAAAGGGAAAAGUAUCAGAGGAUGAACUGAUGUUAAACAGUCAAACAGGUGGAACCGUUGCUGGAAGUGUUAGUUCAUCAUGGAGACCUUCGAGAAAAAUUACUAUUCAGCAUAAUCGGAACUCUUCAAUGUUAGAUAGUCAAAUCAAUGUAAAGCAAAAUCGUGCGAAAUCUGAAAGUGCCGUAUCGAGAAGAGGGCAUAGCAAGGGACGACCGAGAAGCCAAUCGGAAGGAGAUAUUGAGGAAAAAACACCAAAAAGGGAGUCCAGAUUGGAUUCUUUUCUCAGUCAUCGGUUGUGGAAUAGUGAGAAGUAUCUGUAUAAAAGUAGUGGAAAUUCAGAUAGCUCCAGCAUUCCGUAUCACAAACGAACUGGCACCAACUCUAGUUCCGGUUACCAUAUCCAGGAAGACGCUGCCCUUGUCGUCUUCUCAUCUUCUAAUCAGAAUCCAGCUGAUGACCCAAUUGCCAAGUCAGCAGCCACAUCAAGAAUGUCAACGGACCGUCGAAGAGCCAACACUACGAAUUCGUUGUUCGAAGAGGAGGAGGCUCCGAAAACAAGAUCAUCGACGGUCGCCAGAUGCAUUCGAGAUGGAUUGAAGAUUACAAGUGAUGAGUUGGAAGCAGAAGGAGUGCUAGCUGAUACUAUAAUGGAACCUCACUUUUCGUGUCGAUUGAGAGAAAAAUAUCAUUUGACUCCAUUUAGAGUUCGUGCGUGUUUGCAUAUCAAUCGACAUGUUGGAGAUUCGGUUAGAUACGUUUUUAUGACAAGAGAAGAGAAACUCACAAAGACAAAAAAGUAUUGCAAAUUUCAGGAACGACACUUUGCCGACUACCGCCGUCAAGUACUACAUGAUCCAUGGCUCUAUAAUGAGCUUCGAAAAGAAGACAACGCGGUGAAGAAAACUAUCAAUGUAGUUCCUCUUCAAACCGUUGCACUACCAACAGAAAUUGAGAUAAUGUGUGGGAAUAUCUUCCCAGCAAAGCCUAAAUCAGAUCCAAUAUUUUCAUUCCACGAGAAUGAUGAUUCGGCAGAAGUAGAAGAUCGCGGCGCCAGAACUGGCCAUGGUAGAAGCGGAAUUCACAUCCAACCACACUCAGCGUAUCGUUGUUUCCAUUGCAGUAGUAAUGAGGAUACAGUGAGAACCUAUCCACACCCAGAUGCUCCGAUGCUCCGGAAAGAAGUUCUGAGCCAAGUUGAUAUGUUGGAAAUCAAGGAAUAUCCAGCGAAAAGAUUAAUUGGACUCCGUCUCUACCACCCUUGGCUAUUUGAAUGGCCUUGUAUGUAUGCUGAUGUUUUGGAACUUCUUGAUGAAUAUCGUUUCAAACCCCAUUCGAGAGCUUUUCUACAACAAAUAUUCUAUGAUGCUCUUUUAAUCUAA